AAACUCAAAGAAAUAGGUACAUAGGUAUUGGUUUUCUUUUUCGUCCUAUUGCUUUGUCCUACAAAACCUAAAAUUGAAUUCUAUUUAAAUUAUAUAUUCACUCGACGUAACAGGCCAACAUUCCGACACUAAAAUACAUGUGGGAAAAUGUAGUGUUCAUCACAGCCCGAUAGACGUCGGAUAUGAUUGAUCAAAUGAAAGUAAAUAAUAAAAAAGUCUUCGGAUGUUAAGUGAUAUCUCCGCUGACUGCGCCCACAGUAUCAUUAUGUGAUUAGUUUAAUUUAUGAAAUAAGAAGCUGUUGAAAAUGUCUGGGGAGGGCGAGCGGGCUUCGCGGCCUAAUUCCUUGUUGCUAGAAGCGCCGGCUCCCGAACGAGAGCCCUUGCGAUUCGAUGUAAAUCUGGUUGGAGCUCCUCCUGAAGUUGAGCAGCUCGUAAAUAAUAUAAAACAAGUGGCAGAGGAUUUUCUCUAUCAUUGGAAAACUUUUCCUAUUGUGCUCCCUCAGUCUCGAUUUACGGGGCCAGGUAAUCACCCAUCUGACAUCAUCAUAGCACCACCAUGUGAUGAGAUUGAUGCUGCAGCACUUGAUGCAGGCAUAGAGCCCCAUCCUCUAUCACCAAAACAAUUGCAUUCUAUUAGAGAGAAAGGGGAAUUCGAGGUGCCAUCUCGCCAUUUCCCCGGGCAGACUCACGUGUGGCGUGUGGCCGGUUGGCUGCAGCGUGGGAGGGUUCGUGCGAGGGAGGACUUGUACUGUCACGUGGCGAGGGCUGUCGCUCUGAUAGUGGUGGUGGCGAGGGAUAGGCUGGUGCGGGAUGAGCGGCUGUCGGUUAUUGCUGGGGUUAAGGCUUUGUUGAAGGGGUUGCAUAGGCUUUUGGAUUUAAUUAUUGGUAUGCCAUGGCUAGAAGCUCGCGAUCUUGAUAAGAAAAUAAGAGAAGAACGAUCGCGGUAUUUAGUCGCGGAAUUGAUAUGCAAGCCAGAGAAUCGCGAGGACAUAUCGGCGCUCGCCGCGUGGGUGUCGCGCGCGAUGCGGCGCGCCGCCGCCGAGAAGGCGGACGCGCGCGACCCGCCGCGCGCCGCGCCGCGCGUGCCAUACGCCUACACCACGCCGCAGCGGACGCAGGUGGAUUUAAGGCUGUACAGACGCGAGCUGCUCCGCCGCGCCGCGCCCGCGCUCCAAGCGAUACUGGAGCGCGAGUCGCGCGGCUGGUUCCUGCACUUCCGUGAGAAACGCGCCGCGCACCUCGCCAGCCAGAAGGUGCCGUUGAAGGAUAUUGAGGAGGAGGUGUCGCGCGGCGCGAUGCGCGAGUACGUGUCGCGCGUGUGCGGCGCGGUGGCGGCGAGCGCGCAGCUGGCGGCGCUCGGCGCCGACGUGCCCGACCUGCUCGCCGACCAGCUGCGCGCCUACGUCGCGCUCACCAGAGCGGAAGAUGGUGUGCGUCGCAAGCUCGAAGCGGGGCUAGCGACAGCCGAAGCACGCAUCCGCGCCUCGCACCCGAUCCUGUCGCGAGCGGACGCGUGGCGAAGCGAGAAGCUCGCGAUAGCGGCGCAGCGCCUGCGCACCGAGCUGCGGUGGACCGCCAUGGAGGACGCCGCGGCCGCUAUGCAGGCGCACAAACUGCACCAGCACCGGUACUUCCUGUUGCGGGAUCUCACGUUCCUGAGGGACAGGGAGCCGCUGUUGAUGAAGGAGCUGCGCGCGGCGAAGGCGCCGACGAACGAGUUCCGUUUCGCGACGCGCAUCUGGCUGGCGCGCAACUGGGCCGUGGUGCGGCACUUCCGCGGGCGCGCCGAGCGCAUCCCCACCGUCAUCAGCGCGCGCCCCACCAGCAUCGUCACCCCGCGCUCCGACCCCUCGCAGCCCGUGUUCCUGGCGCACCGCGACACGCUGCGCGCCGCCUCCACGCGCUGGCCGGCCUGGCGGCUGCUCACGCUGGCGCACAGAGCAUGGUCGUGGACGUGGAACAUCAUGUUCCUACUGGGCGUGGUGGUGCCAUGGUGUUCGCCGCUCUCGCUUCGCACGCUGCUCUGUGUCAAACCCUUCGUGCCCGACCUGGAGCUGUCGCAGGUGAAUGGCACCCUAUUCCCAAAGAGGAGUAGCGAAACGCAAACGAUGUGGUCUCGUCUCCUGCAGCUGUGGCGGUACGUGUCCAAGGAGCGGACCAGGUUCGAGACUGAGCCGGAUACAGGUCUGCUGGGCAAGGGCCUCAGCCGGCAAGCGCACCGCGUGUGGGCGUACGGGCUGGUGGGCGGGCUCGGCUCGCUCGCGCUGCUGCUGCUGUUCCCGCUCGCGGCGCUCGCGGUGAGCGCGCUCUCGCUCGCGGCCGCGCUCACCGUGCCGCUGUGGGCGCCGGCGCUCGCGCUCGCGCUGCACGUGGGCGCCGCGCUGCUCUACGAGCUAGACGCGCCUAACCCGGGGAAGCUUAACAGAUGGUUCGUGUUAUUCGAAGUGUUAGUAUGGCGCAUCGCAAUACUAGGAAUACUCCAGCCGCUGCUCGCAGUCGUGGUCGCCGUUGUACUGUGCCCGAUUUCGGCGCUUAUACUACUUAAAGCGAUCGGCGCGUGCGCGCAGGAGCUGUCGCGGCAGCUGGGCGCGGCGGCGCGCGCGGACGACUGGUGGGCGGCGCGCGGCCUCGAGCCCGCCGACUGGCACGCGCUCGCCGCCAACAUGCUCGCUGAGGUGUUCGACGCGGAGAUCUUGGUGCCGCUGGAGGAGGGCGAGGCGCGGCUGCCGCUGGAGGCCGGCGGCGCCGCGCCCGUGUGGGAGGCGCGCACCGCGCGGGACCACGCGCCGCCCGACGUGCUCGCCGAGCGGGACCACUGGCCGCACCCUGCUGGUCCGUGGGGCAUGUGCGGCGAGUGGGGCGGCGCGCCGCUGCCGCGCGUGGCGGCGCCGGCGCUGGACGCGGGCGCGUUCAGCCCGCGCGCGCCGCACCUGCCGCCCGUGCCGCACCCCGCCGCCGUCGCGCUCGUGCUGCACAACAGAGAGUCCGACAACCCCGUGCCAUUGGAGUCUGAACUGUGCGCGGAGAUCCUGCGCAGCUUGGAGGAUGCGCCUGACUGCGAUGACAGGCGAGACGGUGUAGAGAGGUACCGCGGCGGCGGCAGCGCGGCGACCAGCGAGACGAGCGGCUCCACGUCGCCGGACGACGAGCGCGCGCGCCCGCUCGCCGGCUCGCCCGACUCCGCGCUCUGCAGGAUAUCCCCGGCGGGCGAGCGCGCCGCGUGCCGCUGGACGCUGACGGGGCGCGGCGUGCGCCUGCGCGCCGACCUCGCCAGCCCCGAGGACGUCUCGCUCGACGCCGAGCGCCACGGCACCUCCGUGUGAGCGGCCU
Molecule: messenger RNA, 3330 nt
Organism: Zerene cesonia (dogface butterfly)
Lineage: Eukaryota; Metazoa; Arthropoda; Insecta; Lepidoptera; Pieridae
Exons: 19
Coding region: 306-3323 (1005 amino acids)
Source: RefSeq, a predicted model, not a curated record